Molecule: messenger RNA, 1029 nt
Organism: Diplodia corticola
Lineage: Eukaryota; Fungi; Ascomycota; Dothideomycetes; Botryosphaeriales; Botryosphaeriaceae
Exons: 4
Coding region: 1-1029 (342 amino acids)
Source: RefSeq, a predicted model, not a curated record
AUGGUCAGGACUAAGAGGUCGACCCGAGCCAAGCGGCCGAGGCUGCCACCGCCCAAGUUGACACCGCCCAAGUUGGCACCGCCCAAGCGACCCAGACGAUGCAGACCUCAUCCAGAUGGAGGCACCGACAAGGCAAUUGAUCGUGGCCACAUGCUGAAGCCGGAUCCUGACUCGAGCCUUUCGAAUGACCGCCACACCUCCCACGCUAGCCCGGAAAAUGCAACGACGGGCGAUGGGCACCUUGCCGGCGACACGAGCACUGUGCGCUCGUACGUGAAUUCUUCCCCCGGAGAGUCGGAGUCUGAAGACGGUCGCAAAGGCGUCGCUCAUCGUGAGCUACUCACUGGGGCCAGAGUGCCCCGAAAGCGGUGCGUUCGGCUCAACAGAACACAAUUGGAUGUCCUCUAUCCACCGAGGGACCGAGCUCCCAUCGAUGUUCUAUACCGCUGGAUGGCGGAAUUGUCUCCCCGAGAACGUCAUCGGAGGGCACCUUACUGCUUCAGAGAGUCCGAUGGCCGGCCGCGGGCUCAAUUUCAAAGGGAGUUCGAAGAGUACGUGGACCGUCAACUUCGAGCAGGGAGGUUGGCCAGCCCUCCCGACUCAUGGAGCCGACGGCCGCCAACCCCUAUCCAGGGGCCGGACGGGUCAAGGUCACGUUCCCCAAGAAACACAGUAGUCGUCCUACAGAGAUGGAAAGGCAAGGCCCGGGAGCCCAGCGAUGACGGCGGUCGCAUCCGAGUACUGGAGGAAAGGAUCAAGUUCAUGGAGGCUGCAACGCAGAAAGCUCUCGAAGAGGUUGCCAGGAGGCAAGACCGCAGUGUUGACAAGCGAAUCCGAUGGGCUGUUGAGCCUCUUCGGGAGGAGCAGAGGCGUCUCAGUGAUGCAGUCACUCCGCUUCGGGAUCAAAUCCACGGGCUGGCUACAACCAUGUCGGUGCAGAUGGAAGGGUUGAAGAAGGCAGUCUUGUCUGGCCGACGUCUGGACAGCGCACGCAGCUUCACACAAGACUGCAGCGUCGAGCAGGAGUAG